AUGUCGGUCAAGUUCGAGAAGGAUACGAUCAAGCAGACCAGCGGCGUUGCCGCGGCGCUGCCCGCGAUGAAGUCCAUCAGGCACGAACUCGCAGACGAGAUCGGUACGGCGUUGACCGGAGGCAAGAGCAGUGUUGGACAGAAGGGCUACCUGGCGGCGUACCUGAAGCAGCUGCAGACGAAUCCGCUCCGCACCAAGAUGUUGACGUCUGGCACGCUCUCCGCCUUGCAGGAGCUCCUGGCCUCGUGGAUCGCGAAGGAUAUCACCAAGGGCGGCGGCUACUUCACCAUCCGCGUACCCAAGAUGGCAGCAUACGGAGCCUUCAUCAGCGCGCCGCUGGGCCACUUCCUCAUCAGUGUCCUCCAGAAGGUCUUUGCAGGCCGCACGAGCUUGAAAGCCAAGGUCCUCCAGAUCCUGUUCAGCAAUUUGAUUAUCGCACCCAUCCAGAACAGCGUCUACCUGAUCUCCAUGGCGCUCAUCGCCGGGGCCAAGACCUUCCACCAAGUGCUCGCCACCUGGAAAGCCGGCUUCUUCCCCGUCAUGAAGGUCAGCUGGGUCACGUCGCCCCUGGCCCUGGCCUUCGCCCAGAAGUUCCUCCCCGAGCACACCUGGGUGCCCUUCUUCAACAUCCUGGCCUUCUUCAUCGGCACCUACGUCAACUCGGUCACCAAGAAGAAGCGCCUCGCUGCCCUCCGCAAGAGGCACUUUGACGAGAACCGGAGAACCGACGAGGGCUACGGCGGCCCAAAGUACUAG
Messenger RNA from Drepanopeziza brunnea f. sp. 'multigermtubi' MB_m1, 756 nucleotides. RefSeq lists its product as uncharacterized. Gene Ontology annotation, cellular component: membrane; cytoplasm. The record is from RefSeq and is a predicted model, not a curated record. NCBI's taxonomy places the organism in Eukaryota, Fungi, Ascomycota, Leotiomycetes, Helotiales, Drepanopezizaceae.